Molecule: messenger RNA, 3822 nt
Organism: Vollenhovia emeryi
Lineage: Eukaryota; Metazoa; Arthropoda; Insecta; Hymenoptera; Formicidae
Exons: 5
Biological process (GO): telomere maintenance; DNA repair
Molecular function (GO): DNA helicase activity
Source: RefSeq, a predicted model, not a curated record
AGGGUCGAUGAAAAUGAUGAGGAAAGUUCCCAACGACAGGAAGCUGAUGUUCAGAGACAUGAUCAGAGAAGACGCCAAGCCAAAGAAAUGAAUUAUCAGAUUGCGCUAAUUGAUAAAGGCAAUGAAAUGAAUGUGCCUGUUCACAAACUUGGCAAAAUGAAUGUUAAAUGUCAAUUUUGUAAAUCAUUGAAUUUUGCGUGUGAAAAGCCCAAAGAUGGAAAAUUUACAUAUUGCUGUCAAAAGGGCAAGCUUAUAUUAAAGCCCAUAAAUUUGCCUGAUUUUCUUAAGAAAUUAUACAUGGGAAAUGAUAGUUUAUCAAAGAAUUUCCUUGAUAAUAUUCGAUCCUAUAACAGCGCUUUAGCUAUGGUUUCAAUGGGUGCACCUAGCAAUAGGAAUCCAAUGGAUGUUGUGAACCUUGCUCCUUAUUGCUUAAAGAUUCAUGGGCAAUAUCAUCAUUUUAUAUCUACGGCAAUGCGCCCAGGAGAUGGGCAAGCCCCGCGUUAUGCACAGCUUUAUUUUUUGGAUACAGAAGAAGCUGUUAAUUAUAGAAUGAAUAACGAAGCCAAUCAGGGGUGUGAUCAAGAACUGAUAAAAGAUCUGUCAGUAUUCAUGGUCAAAAACAAUGAACUUGCAAAGACAUUUAGGACGAUGCGUGAGGUUGAAAGAGAUCUAAAUCCGAGAGGCACUGAGGUUCCAAACUUAAUGUUGUGCUUUCGAAAUGAUCCAAAACAAGAUCAAAGAAGAUACAAUGCUCCACGAGCUAAUGAAAUAGCUGUGGUUUUUCAGAAUGUAGAUGGGCUAAUGGAUCAUCUUCAUAAUAGAGCAGAAAAUGAAGGAAUUACACCUGGUAUACCUGUAAUAUUACCAUCCUCAUUUAUGGGCAGUCCAAGAAAUAUGCAAGAAAGAUACCAAGAUGCUAUGUCUUUGGUUAGAAAGUUUGGUAAACCAGAUAUUUUUCUAACAAUGACAUGCAAUCCUCAAUGCCCUGAAAUUAAGGAGAACCUUGAUGGAUGCCAAGUAGAGUAUCGACCUGAUUUAGUCGCUAAAAUAUUCAGCUUGGACGUCAAAGAGGUUAUGAGGGAGUUGAUCCAAAAUAGAAUUUUUGGAAAUAUAAUAGUCUAUGCAGGCGUGAUUGAGUUCCAAAAAAGAGGACUUCCACAUAUGCAUUUACUUGCAAUGUUGAGUGAGGAAGAGAAGCCUCGACUUCAAGGAGUAAUUGAUAUGAUGGUAUGGGUUGAAAUCCCGGACGAAGAAAGAUAUACAGAACUUAAUGCAAAAGUUCUGAGGCACAUGAUUCAUGGACCAUGUGGUGAUCUUUCAGGGAGAUAUUCUUGCACUGGGAACGAUGGAAAAUGCACAAAGGGCUUUCCAAAAGAGUUUCGAGACGAAACAAAUGCUAAUGUGAAUGGAUAUCCCAUGUAUCAACGAAGGAAUACUGGGAAAAAAUACAUUGUCAGAGGAAAAGAAAUUGACAAUCGAUGGGUAGUGCCAUAUUCGCCAUAUAUAAUUAUGAGAUAUGAUCGGCACAUCAAUUUGGAAAUAUGCUCAUCAGUGAAGAGCGUAAAAUACUUAUACAAGUACAUUCACAAAGGAUUUGACUGUGCUGCAAUUGAAGUGAAAGCACGAGAUGGCACAAUGUUCAUUAAAGUAGAUGAAGUUAAUUCAUUCAUGGAUGCAAGAUAUGUUAGUGCUCCAGAAGCAAUGUGGAGAUUGAAUGGAUACAAUCUGUUCAUGAAGUCUCACACAGUAAUAAGACUGGCAGUUCAUUUGCCUAAUCGCCAAAUGGUUUAUUUCCGAGCCGGAAAUGAAGAGCAAGCUGCUGAAAGAGAGCUUAACCGAGAUACUACAUUGAUUGCAUGGUUUAAAUUGAAUCAAUAUGAUGAAAAUGCGAGGAAAUUUCUUUACACAGAAAUACCUUCUCAUUAUGUUUAUGAAAAAAAGGAAACUAAUUGGAAGCUACGCCAAAAAGGUAUUAACAAAAUAAUUUCAAGGCUAUACACAGUGAGUAUCAGAGACACUGAAAGAUUUUAUCUGCGUCUACUACUCCUUAAUGUGACUGGAGCUAAAUGUUAUGAGGAUCUGAGAACUGUCAAUGGAGUUAUGUAUGAUACAUUCAAGGAUGCAGCAAUUGCAAAGGAUUUGGUAGAAACUGAUGAUCUUUGGGACAAAACGCUGGAAGAAGCGACAGGAUCCAAAAUGCCUGCACAGAUUCGAGAGGUAUUUGCCUACAUUUGCAUUUUUGGAACUCCAACAGAUGUACCAACACUUUGGAAUAGAUACAAAGAGUUAAUGAUUGAGGACUAUAUACACAACAAUGUUGGCGAUCCUGAAAAUAUGGCUUUGAUUUAUAUAGAGGAAAUUCUGAAAAUUAAUGGAAGCAGCUGUGUAAAUUUUCAAUUGCCAAAUCCAUAUCCGGUAAAUAUUUACAUGACAGAAUAUAAUGUGGAAGAGAAAAGGCAACGUGGUAACGAUUUAUUAUCAACACUAAAUGAGGAACAAAAAAAAGUGUAUGAUUUAGUCAUGAGAGCAAUUGACAAUGAGAAUGAACCUCAGAGAUUAUUUUGUAUUGAUGGGUUUGCUGGUAGUGGUAAAACGUACCUGUUUAACACAUUACUGAGAUUAAUCCGAGGAAGAAAAGAGGUGGUUCUUCCAUGUGCAUCAACUGGCAUUGCUGCCACACUUCUAAAGGGAGGAAGAACCUAUCACUCACUGUUCAAGUUGUCCAUCCCAAUUGAUGAAGGUGCAAAAUCUAAUAUUAGAGAAAACUCUAUAGCUGCGCGAGAACUGAUUGCUGCAAAACUCAUUAUAUGGGAUGAGGUGAGUAUGACUGUAGGACAUGCCCUAGGAGCAGUUGAUAAACUACUAAGGGAUCUAAUGAAGAAUCCAAGUUUAUUUGGAGGAAAAGUUAUUUUAUUUGGAGGAGAUUUCAGACAAAAUCUCCCUGUAGUGCCUCAUGCACAAAAAGCAGCGAUAAUUGAGUCGACUGUUAAAUAUCAUACUAUAUGGAGAAAUGCAAUUCAAGUUAAACUAAAGCAAAAUAUGAGAACUGGAGAUGAAAGAGAAUUUGCAAAUUGGUUGUUGCAACGCGAUGAGAUUUUUGGAGAUAGAAUCACUAUGGAACAGGUUCGACAAAAUCAAGAUCGAGCAAUUCUUUGUCCUAAGAAUGAGGAUACGUUUAAAAUAAAUGACGAAAUCCUUCGUUUAAUGGAAGGAGAUGAAAAGGAGUAUCUCUCAAUUGACUCUAUUAUGAGUGAUGAUCCACAGGAACAAUUGAAUUUUCCGACUGAGUUUUUAAACUCUUUGACACCCUCUGGAAUGCCAGUUCAUCGACUAAAAAUAAAAAUAGGCGCUAGUCGCCAAGCAUCAGGCGCUCCGCCACCUCCAGGCGCUAGUCGCCAAAAACCGACACCACAGGGCGCUGGCCGCCAGGAACCAGACAUCCUCCGAGCUCCCGAAGAAGACACCUUUUUGCCGACCAAGAGGACUCGUCCUGGAACGCCGGAGAUCCUCGAGGGAAUUGAGGAAUUCCUGGACUUCCCAGACCUUCUCUCUCCACUACCAUUGGACAGUGGCAGGCAGGAAAAUCAGAAGCAGAAAUUGCUGAUGAUAUUCCCUGCUCUCAGAAUAGUCCGCAAAUGGAUACAGCGAUUUGCUGAAGGUGGUGAUCAUGUGUUGCAUGAUUAUCGCAAGCAUAAUCGCCGACCACGCAGGACGACGCAGCAACAAGACUGGGAAAAUGUCUGGGCACAAAUGGUUCUACGCUGGGAACAAAGAAGGGAGAGAACGGUAGCAGCGUUAGUCGAGCAUGCGAAAGAAGCCUAA